UUAAAAACCAUGACUUCAAAGAAUGGCGGAUAAUACGAUUUCAUUUUAAAUAGUUCAUUAGAUUUUAAGAAAAAAUGUUUCCUGUGGUCAAAAAGAAAGAUUGUCAUCUGGUCAAUGGAGUACAGGGGAAGCGUCGUCUUGGGCGAUUUCCAGUUUCAUCGUCUUCAGUCAUUGUUAAAACAACAAACAAUGCUUCAACUGUGGAUAAAGACUGUGUGAAAAUAAAUGAUCAGAUCAAAGACAACCUAGAUAUGCCAGACAUUUCUUUUUCUCCCCUUUCAGGUUCCAUUGAUUCAUCUCUGUUGUGUGAGAUUGAAAAAGUAGAAUCUGUUAUUAAUAAUAAACGUACAAAAUCACAUUUAACCAAAAAUGCUUGUACAGAAAUUUCAAGUCGUUCGGAUCAUGUUAAUGAAAAAAAACAUCAACUAGCCAGCUCAAAAGAAGCUGUUGAGAAAGAAAAUUCUAAGGUUUUGGAUGCCAAACGGAAGCACAGCAAAAUGUCUUACCAGUGUCCUUCUUCGUCAUCUAACUUUGAUUCAUGUGAUAGCCCAACAAACAGCCCAAGGGACAAGAAACCAAAGCAAAAUCUAUCUAGAGUUGUAACACCUAAAACUAAUAUACUGUCCGUGGGCCAGACACAAAAAAUAAAUAUUGAUAGCUGUUUCCAAACUUCUCCCAACUCCAGUGUUGACCAAGUGUCAGAAGACAUGCUUGAAUCUAGGCUAAGACCUGGAAAGCUAAGUACCUCAACCACACUGGAGUCCACAAACGGUUUUCAUCAAAGUAUAGAGUGCUUGAAUUUAACAGAAGACAAAAGACUGUUAAGCUCCUGGGGUUUACCCGAACCAGUCCUGGAUGUGUACAAGAAGCAAGGAAUCAGCACCAUGUUUGAAUGGCAGGCUGAGUGUUUGCUGACUGGAAAUGCUCUAGGGGGAGAUAAUCUUGUCUAUUCAGCUCCAACUAGUGCUGGUAAAACUUUGGUGGCAGAGUUGCUGGUCUUGAAGAAAGUUCUAGAAACAAAGAAGAAGGCUGUUGUCAUCCUGCCGUUUGUGGCUGUAGCCAGAGAGAAGAUGUACCAGCUCCAAAGCCUGUACCAAGACAUUGGAGUAAGAGUUGGAGGAUUCAUGGGCAGUAAUUCUCCCAGCGGAGGUCUCUCUCAUGUUGACAUUGCUGUGUGCACCAUUGAGAAAGCUAAUGGUCUACUUAAUAGACUAAUGGAAGAAGGGAGAAUUAAUGAGAUAGGUAUUGUGGUGGUUGAUGAACUUCACAUGGUUGGAGACUCUCACCGGGGUUACCUACUGGAGCUGAUGCUGACCAAAUUAAUGUAUCUAACUCGCAAGACCACCAAUGAAGACAGAGUUCAGAUUGUGGGCAUGAGUGCCACACUACCCAAUCUCCGAUUGCUUGCUGAUUGGCUGAAGGCUUCUCUCUACUGCACUGCUUUCCGCCCCGUACCCUUGACAGAGUAUGUCAAGGUGGAUAACAAAAUACUUGACAGUGACUUGAUAGUCCAGCGAGAGAUUCCAGCUUCCUUGACCUUUCCAAAUGAUCAAGAUCAUGUUGUUGCCCUAUGUUUAGAGACAGUCACAGCUGGCCACGCUGUCCUUAUAUUUUGCCCAACAAAAGCCUGGUGUGAAAAUUUGUGUGAAGCAAUUGCAAGACAUUUUUUCCAAAUACUUCAGAUUCAAAAUAAACAAGAGCUUGAAGGCAUGCCUAAGAAUUCAAAUGGUGUGCUAUCACUGUGUCUGGACAAAAGCAAACUUGAAGAUACCAUAGAGCAGUUGAAGCGAAGUCCAGCAGGAGUUGAUCCUAUGCUGGGCAAGUGUAUCAUGAAUGGGGUUGCCUACCACCAUGCAGGCUUGACAUUUGAUGAAAGAGAAAUCAUUGAAGGUGCCUUCAAGGAAACAUUCUUAAAAGUUUUGGUAGCAACAUCAACUUUGUCAUCUGGUGUCAACCUACCAGCCCAGCGGGUGCUGAUCAGGACGCCAAUGUUUCAUGGCCAGGUGAUUGAUUCUCUCACCUACAAGCAGAUGUCUGGCAGAGCAGGGAGGAGGGGAGUGGACAAAUUUGGGGAGAGUAUCCUGAUGUGUAAGCCUCAAGAGAAAACCAAAGGUCAAAACCUAAUCAAAUCAGCCUUGCCAAAUGUAGAAAGUUGUCUGCGAUUGACUGCAGACCAAGGUCUGAACAACUGCCUGAAACGUGCCAUUCUAGAGGUAGUUGUCAGUGGAGCAGCUUGUAGUUAUGAAGAUGUUCUGUCCUACAUAGACUGUUCCCUGCUCUCUGUCUCACUGCGAGAUGAAGACCUAGACAAAAUGGCAGUAGUAGAGAGCUGUAUCCAGUAUCUGCAUGAAAAUGAGUUCAUCUCAGUUCACAUACCUCCUAGUGAUGGAGCCACUGGAGAUGGUGCUUCAAAGACCAAGAAGUUUUUCUCCACCCAACUUGGCGUAGCCAUAUUUGCUUCCUCUCUCUCCCCUGAGGAAGGCCUGCAGGUGUUUGCUGAGCUUCAGAAGGCCAGAAAAUCUUUUGUUUUAGACACAGAUCUACAUCUUAUUUAUCUGGUGACUCCAGUCUACGCUGCAGACAUGUCCAACACUAUAGACUGGUACAAAUAUCAUGCUUUUUGGGAGGCUCUGUCCCCAGCAGACAAACGAGUAGCCCAGCUGGUGGGUGUAUCUGAAGCUUUCAUCGGAAGGGCCAUCAAAGGAAGCAUUCCUACCAAGACAGUGGCUCAGAAAAAGUCUUUAGCUGUGCAUUUGAGGUUUUAUACAGCUUUGAUUCUGAACAGUCUUAUUCAGGAGACUCCUCUGUAUGAGGUAUCUGCUAAGUUUAACUGCAACAAGGGCCAGCUUCAAAGUCUGCAACAGUCUGUUUCUACCUAUGCUGGUAUGAUGACUGUUCUGUGUGGGAAGCUUGGCUGGUACAAUUUGGAGCUGUUGCUGUCUCACUUCCAGACCAGGCUGUCCUCUGGAGUGCAACAGGAGCUGGUGGACUUGGUGCGCAUCCAGUCCUUGAAUGCAUGCAGUGCCAGGAUGUUGUUUAAUGCAGGUUACCAGACUGUGGCUGAUGUGGCCAAGGCUGAAGUCAUUGAUGUGGCCAAUCUGUUUAAGAAAGCAGUGCCCUUUCAGAGUGAGAAAAAAGAAGAUGGUGAAACAGACUGGGAACAGCGUGAGCGCACUAGAGCUAAAUGUAUUUGGCUGACAGGCAGGAAAGGUGUGACAGAGAUGGAGGCUGCCACUGCCAUCAUCCAGGAAGCCAAGAUUAUAAUACAGGAUCAUCUUGGAGUCCCUGACAUUCACUGGAGCACAAAAGAGGAUGACAGCUCAGACAGCCUAGAUGUCACUGAUGUUGUGUCAGAGAACGAAAAUGUUCAUGAAGCUAUCGGUAAUGAGCUGGAAUGUGAAGUCAUUGUAGACAGUGGAAGCAGCAAUGGAAUGGAUUAUAGAGAAAAAAAUGAUCAAAGCGGAGUAAACAAAAAUGAUUCUUUAAGAAAAUCUAGAAGUUAUGUCUCUUUAUCUGGAUCCAGAAAAAUGACAGGAAAUAUUUCCAUGAUUAGAUCCAGGAGAAUUUCAAAUAAUGUAUCUAUUUAUGUAGCUAGGAGCCAGAAGAAAGGGAACAGACAAAAGUCAUUCUAUGGACAUGUUGUGAUCAGUCCACCUGUGGGUGUGAGGAUGGACAGAACUUUACAAGACACUUCUGUUAUUGACCAGAACUCUAUCUGUCAGACCUCUGGUCAUAGAGUAAAGGACCUUAUUCAUGUAAACAUUUCCCAACAUUCUUCAAAUGCUGUAAACAAUAUCUUGCAUUUAACUUUAUGUGGUGGGGAAAGCAGUAAGGAAUCCUUACCAACUGGCUACAAGCUUCCGCAGACGGAAACCAACUCACCCAAGAACCAUACGUUUGAUGAGGACAACUUUGAGGAAAGCAUAAUCCUUGAUACGCAGACAGAGAACUUGAUACAUCUUCACUGCCCUGCAACUGGCACCAUCCAGCCUUCACUCACCUCCAAACCUGGUCUGAGGGACCAUUCUAAAAGCUCAAAUAGUCAGGAGCAUCUUGUCUCAGGAGGAGAGAACUCUGCUGUUGUUGAUGGCAUCAGUUUGUUCAGUGAAAGCUUCAGCUUUUCAAGGAACAAACAAACAGAAGAUGCACAUGCAACGUCUGUUUAUGGGGCUCAGUUGAUCCAAGCAGAACCAACACACCACAUAGAAGCACACAGUAGUUGCUAUUCUUCUGAUGCUGUGGACAAAAAUGAGCAUUUCAGUCGAAUAACUUCUAAUGCAACACCUACCCACAGCUCAAAUACCUCCACUAAAGUCAGUCCAGACUCAUCAAUUUGUUUAAUAUCUUCAGCCUGCGAGGCUGCCAAUGAAGCCUCUGAGGAGUCGCUGAUAGCAGCCAGCAAUUUUGAUAAGUACGGAGACAUAGAGAAUGAAGCCAGUGACUGCAGCCAUGUUGAUAACAGUGACACUUCAGAACUGAGGGAAAGUCAUUUAAACCCAAGACAAAUGAUAUCAUCUGCUAGUAAAUCAUUGAACAGUGUAUUUGACUCUCCUCUGGAUGAAAACAUAUUUCUGGCCAGUUUCACUCAAGAUGAGAAGAGCUCUCCGGCAUGCAGAGUUCAGAAAAGAUCUCAGUUAAUGGACUCAUCCAAUUCAUCUCUGCUCUACUCUACACCUAAAAUUUUGGAGAAUAGCAGACGUCUGCACAAAGUGGGACUGGCUGGUAAGGAAAAUCUGAAUCUUGAAGCUAAGAACUCUCUGAAACAGAAAUUCAAAGCUUUAGAAUCUUUUGAUAAUGUACAGCUUAGUGAUGAUAUGUUCACUGACUCCCUAACUUCAUCUGUUUUAAAUAAAUUAAAAACUUUGGAACAAGCUCCACCAGCCAACUGUGGGGAUGACAUUUUUACUGAUUCCCUCUCCUCUUCUGUGCUGGACAAAGUUCAAGCCGAAUGUGAUCAUCUGAUGGAAGAGGCUAACAACUCUGUUGAGAGCUCCCUCUCGGCAUCAUUGAAUGAACAUCAAAGUGAACACAGCCUUUGCUUAGAAUCAAACCAUCCCUCAGCUCUAGACAUGAACGUAACAGGCUCAGACAACAGCGACUGUAUUCCCCCUACACCUCCAAACGUGGAGGCUCCUUCCCCAUUCAAAGUUUGCUUCCAGUCUCCACCCAGACUUCAAAUUUCUCACUCCUCAGCCCAUUUCUCUAAGCUCGUCUCUUCUCCCAGAGUCAGUUCUCAAAAUGAAUCUGGGCAGUGUUUCACGAAGCUGAGGUCAAAAUCAAAAGUCGAGAACUUAAAGUUAAAUACCACUGCUGUUGAUGCAAAGAAAGCAGUGAAUUUGUUAACACAGUCUGGCACAGUGUCUCAGAGCCUAACUCAACAGUCUUUCACCAUCAUAGAUGUGUGUGCAAACCAAGGUUUGUUUGAAACAUUUCUUAAUGAAUGGGCAGGUCAGAGCAGUUAUGCAUUAGCAAUAGCCUGUGACAGAAGACCUCCAGAGUUAAAAUCUGUUUCUGGACCAACCAUUGGUGGAAAGUUUGCAAAAAAAUCUAAGAAAGUGAGUGAAAUCCAGUCAGAGAGUGUCCAUGGUCUACCUGUACCAGAGAGUGAUUGUCUUCUUGUUGGUGUGGCAAUCUCCUGGGAGAACAGAGAUUCCUAUUUUAUUUCUCUAAUGCCAGAUGGUUACAAGGGUGAUUCAGAUGCUAAUGACACAUUGAAAGAACCUGAACUGGACAGCCAUCUGACACAGAAGUUUCGAAUUGAUUCCAUUUGUAAAGUUUUGGAUACUUUAAAUGGUACCAAGAGGCAGAAAGUUGCAAUCUACGAUGCCAAGACAGUGUACAAGUAUUUAGCUACUACACUUGGCGUCUCUCUACUACACUGUGAAGAUCCACGCAUAGCAGACUGGUUGAGAGAACCCACGUCAAGACUAAAGAACCUUCAUAGAAUGACAGCUAGUCAUUGUCCAGAAGAACUGGCUCUGUUAGACUGUAUUGGUGGCAUGCAGGGCUAUCAAAGUCUGGGUGUGGACAUCAAGAGUUCUGUGUCCCCCCGUAUCAGGGCUUGCACUGAAUGUGUCCUCACCAUGAAACUCAUGACCAAGUACCGCAGCUUGCUGGCUGAGGAUCACCUCCUAUCUGCAUUUACUGACAUUGAGAUGCCAUCUUUGAUUACCCUAACCAGGAUGGAGCUGAAUGGGUUUGGCAUUAGCUCUGAUGAGAUUGAGAGGCAGAAGACUUUGAUGCUGGCCAAGCUGACCGCUCUUGAAGAAAAAGCUUACAGCCUUGCCGGCCAUGUGUUUUCUCUUACAUCAACAGAGGAUGUUGCCAAGGUUUUGUAUAUUGAAUUGCGACUUCCUGUCAAUGGGGAGCCAGUCAAGGCAAAUUCUCGUCUUGCAUCUGCCAGAGGCAGAUCUCCAGUUAGAAGCACGAGUAAAGAGACACUUGAAAAACUUGAACACCUUCACCCCUUGCCAUCAAUUGUUCUGGAAUGGAGAAGACUUAGCUCUGCACUCUCAAAAUCACUUUUUGCAUUGCAGAAAUCUGUUAGACCUUGUGUGAAACUCCACAUGGGUCGUGUCUUUGGAGACUGCCAGCUGUUUACAGCUACUGGUCGUGUCAGUAUGGCUGAGCCUAACCUGCAGAACAUACCCAAGGAUUUCUCUUGUAAACUUUCAGAUUUGUUGACAAGAAGCUCAAGUAACAACGUAUGUACAACAAGAGAGAAAACCAGUAAGCAGGCCAGUAAGAUGUUAUCAGCCAGCAGCACCAAUGAAAGUGUCAUAGCUGCUCCAAUUAGUAUGAGAUCAAUGUUCAUACCUUUUGCAGGUGGACUGCUGCUAGCAGCGGAUUACUGCCAAUUGGAGCUUAGAAUUUUCGCCCACCUUUGUGCCGACCCCAAGUUGUCCUCUGUACUUAAUACCACUGGUGUUGAUGUGUUCAACAUGAUAGCUGCUGAAAUGAAAUCUGUGGAUGUUGAUCAUGUGACCACUGAGUUCCGGCAGCAAGCAAAGCAGGUUUGCUAUGGCAUGCUGUACGGCAUUGGAGCUAAAGCUCUUGGCCAAAAGCUAGAAGUGGAUGAAAAUGAUGCUCAUAUGUUUAUGGAGACUUUUAAAAAUAAAUAUCUGGGUAUUAAAAAGUAUCUGAAGGAGACAAUAGAGUUUUGUCAAAAGAAUGGCUUUGUUAAAACUAUCUUUAACAGGAGACGUUAUUUACCUUCAAUCAAAAGUCAAAAUAUUCACAUAAGAGCUCAGGCAGAGAGACAGGCUGUGAAUACAACCAUCCAAGGCUCUGCUGCAGACUUGGUGAAGAUUGCCAUGGUAAACAUUGACAAGACUCUGUCUCAGUUGUUUCCCUCCACACAGUGGAGUCAUACACAAGUGCAGUCACAAGUGCAUUCACACCAAAGUAGCAGAAGUAAAGACCAGAGUCUUGCUGAAGGAGGUUAUCUGGUCCUACAGCUUCAUGAUGAACUGAUUUAUGAAGUCUCUUCACAUUUAGUUCCAGAGGUGGCCAGGAUCAUCAAAAAAGAGAUGGAAACAGCCAUCAGGCUAAAUGUUUGUUUGCCAGUCAAGAUCAAGGUAGGGCCAAGCUGGGGUCAGCUUAAGGAUUAUCAAAUGGAUUAAUAGUUUUGGCUAUUUAUUGGCUGUGAUAUUCAAAUUAUUAUAUAUUAAUGAAAUGAAAUUGACAAUUGUAAUACCAAUAGAAUGAUCAGCUAUUUAAAAGAAAAUGAUAUUAUCUGUAUUUAAAUAUUGAACAUUUUGUAAAAGACUGAUAGAUGUUUUUAUGCUACAGAAUAUUUUAUUUGUAGCCAUUUUGAUCUUUACUUAUUGUUAUAUAUAAAUUAUAACACUUUUCACAUACCAUUUACCAUCUUACAAAUUGAAUUGUAUUAUAUCAUGUCAACUCUAUUGUCUUUCCAUGUAUAUUAGGAAAGAAAGAAAGUAAUAUUUAUUGAAUGAAUGUUUGGGCAGAACAAAAGUUUAUUGGUGUUUUUUAAAUUAAAACUAAUUGUAAAUCUGUAUUUAAAUUAGAGCUCACUUAUUGAUCAUAAUUUUCAUUUUUUAAUGAAUUAAAUGACACAUGUGAGUAGAGUCUUUCUAUCAUUCCUGGACUAUUUUUUUUUUACAUCUAUUCAACUCAUAUCUUCAUGGAACAGGUAAAAAAUGUUCCAUUUUAUUUAAACCAACAUUCAUUAGUUAUUAAGAGAAUAAUUUCUCUAUAAGUUGUAUAAAGAAAGUAUCUUAUUAUUUUUUUUAAAGUAUUUUUUAAAAUGUUUUUCUUGUUUCAAAUUUUGGGAAAUUUGUCUUUAAAAUGAAUUUGACAAUGUAGUUUUAAUCUUUUAUUUUAUUUUUAAUUCUUAACAUGUCAUUAUAGUAAGAAUUUCAGCAACUGAAUUCCUUUCAAUUGUUUUUACUCAUAUUUAUUAUUGUACAAAGUAAUAUACACAGUUUCUAUUCAGUAUUUGUAUACAUCCAGAUCAUUAUAAUAAUGUUAUGUUCAAU
Molecule: messenger RNA, 8501 nt
Organism: Biomphalaria glabrata
Lineage: Eukaryota; Metazoa; Mollusca; Gastropoda; Planorbidae
Product: DNA polymerase theta-like
Exons: 30
Coding region: 75-7622 (2515 amino acids)
Biological process (GO): double-strand break repair via alternative nonhomologous end joining; DNA-templated DNA replication
Molecular function (GO): ATP binding; DNA-directed DNA polymerase activity; DNA binding
Source: RefSeq, a predicted model, not a curated record